GAGAGGAAGUGCGCCGCGCACAGGUAGAGAGAAGUCAGAUCAGCAGAGACAGCCAGACGCAGCGCUCGCACCUGAAGUGACAGAGGGGGAGUGAAGCUCAGAGCUGUGAUGAAGGCAGCGCGCAGUGCUUCUCAGCCUGCUUCUCCUGUAAAGCGAUUGCAAGAUACAUUUGGAGAACAAGUCAGAAGGGAAACAUCCAAAGGGAGGGGGGAUGCGCCCAUGUGACAGGCUUUGGACGUUUCCAUUUAUACCAUUCGGGCAAGGGAAUUGAAUCUCUCCAUUGGGAGCUGCGUUUUUUCUAAUCGCCGGCGAGUGGCAUUUUCAAACAUUGCACGCCUCGUCCGUCGCCUGCGGAUCGUCACAGCACCAUGCGAGCAGGAGAGACGCGCCCUGUGCCAUGCUGAACGACUCUCCGACUCUCCUGCUGGCUCUCACCGCGGUGGCCGGACUUCUCCAGCGAUGCCAAGGCUGGAGCGAAGAAGACCUCCUCCUGCCACCCAUCAACUCCUCCAACAGGUUCCUGGCCAACCUGGAGGUGGACGUGCGCUUCUCCAAGAGGUCUGUGGAGGAGAGCGAAGCCUCGCCCGACGCCUCCUCCCUGCAGACCAUGUCCCAGUGCAACGUGAGCGUCCAGAGGCUCCUGCCCACCUCGCUCGUGGCCCGCUGGGACAGCAGCUUCGGCUUCCAGUGUGAUGUGCUCAUCUACACCACCAAUAACCACGGAAGGGCUUUUUUCUCCGCGUCUUUCAACAGGGCGAUCUCGCCUGUCGUCAUCGAGCACCUCGGGGUCACCGGGGGUCAGCAGGAGUUGAGACUGUGCGUGGGCUGCGGGAUGUCCCGGUACCGGAGGUUCGGUCAGGGCAGGUCGAGGGGCCAGCAGACCGGGGAUCAGGUGACUUUCUGCUGCGUGGAUUUCAGCCUCGACGAGCUGAAGGGGGACAAAAGUUGGAGGCUGAACAGAAAGCCCAUCGAGUCGACACUUGUGGCUUGUUUCAUGACUUUGGUCAUCAUUGUGUGGAGUGUUGCUGCUCUCAUAUGGCCGGUCCCGAUCAUUGCAGGAUUUCUGCCCAAUGGGAUGGAGCAGAGGAGACCGAGAUAAUUGAAAUCAUCUUUGUUAUAAUUAGCCUGUGCUGCCUAUACUAUUAUUGUAGCCAUUCAACUGUUCACCUGAGUGAAUGAUUGCGGAGCUUUGGAGAACUGAUCAAAUACUUUAGUUUUGGGUGUUCUUUAACCCUUAUUAGACCUCCUUCUCAUUAGGACAGCCAAGGUAAAGUAUGAUGGAUUAUACUAGCCAAUAGUGAUCGAUACUGGGACCAACACCAAUGUGUUUUGUAUACCCUUAUAGGCCUUCCUAUAGAGUAUGUCUGCGUAAACUGUGCAAACUUUUCUCUUUAAACAGUGUUUGUAUAGUUUCUAAUCUUUCUAGAAAGUCUUUGCCUUAUUCCAUGUGUAGGACUUUUGCACUGAAAACUGAACUUUAAAGUGUGCCGUCACAUAUAUAACCUAUAAUCAUGUUCAAAGUAAAUGUAAUCGUUUUUUUCCCCAAUACAUUCUGAAAAAUAGAUGUUGUUUAUGACUGACUGAGAGAGGGUUUCAAUAUUUAUAUUGUUAGAUUUAUAAUGUCAAGUUCAAUAUGCGUGCUUAUUUGUAUUAAUGUUCCAAUGGUUUAAAUGAAAAUAAAAUUGAUUAUAGGCUAUACCUCA
This is a messenger RNA of Siniperca chuatsi (mandarin fish), 1703 nucleotides long. Its product is annotated as transmembrane protein 158. The coding region runs from base 398 to 1099 and encodes 233 amino acids. The record is from RefSeq and is a predicted model, not a curated record. Lineage: Eukaryota; Metazoa; Chordata; Actinopteri; Centrarchiformes; Sinipercidae. The transcript has 2 exons.